AUGUCUCCUAUGAUGUAUCUUAUUCUAUUCAUUGUUCUUUUUAAUACAAUAACUCAUAUUGAAGCAUCAGAAUCUGGAUCAUUCAUUAAUAAAUUAUCUCGAGCAGCACAAAAAGUUAAAAAUGAACUUGUGGAAUUUUUUUAUCGUUUUCGAUCGUUUUUUGUUCGUCAUACAGAAUCAACACAUAAUUUAAUGACAAAAAGAGGUUGUGGAUAUGCAGUUGAUGAUGAACCAACAAUUUAUACUAAACGUGCAAAUAUUAUAAGUAAAAUAAAAGGUGGUGAUGAUGCUAUUUGGCAUACAUGGCCAUGGAUGGUUUCUUUAUUUACAAAUCCACGUCAUGGUUGGAGUUGUGCCGGUGUACUUGUCAAUGAAGAUACAAUUUUAACAGCUGCACAUUGUUUAAUACAUACAACUGCGACUGAAAUAAAAGCAAUUAUUGGUGUUCAUACUAUUCUUGGAAAAUUAAAUCCAUUAAAUUAUCGUUCUGUUAAAUCUAUACAUCGACAUCCAAAUUUUGAAAAUUGUUGUAAAAAUGAUUUAGCUGUUAUUAAGCUAACUAAACCUGUACUUUAUGGUCCAAAAAUAAAUUCGGUUUGUUUACCAUUUCAACCGUAUUUAUCUAUUGGAAACGAUCAAGAAUUAAUUAAUCGUACAGGUGUUAUUAUUGGAUGGGGUGAUAGUUCACAAAAUAGUUUGAAAAAUAUAAUAAAAAGUUUUACAUUACAACAAGCUGAUGUACGUAUAUUUAACAAUUCUUAUUGUCAUGAAGUGUAUGAUUCCGUUUUUGACCCAACUACAGAAAUUUGUGCUGGUGAUUAUAAUCAACGAGCAGAUACAAUGGUUUGA
Adineta steineri is the source of this 849-nucleotide messenger RNA. NCBI's taxonomy places the organism in Eukaryota, Metazoa, Rotifera, Eurotatoria, Adinetida, Adinetidae. The record is from the annotation of a GenBank genome assembly.